AUGGGUCUGGCCAGUGAGGAACAGAAGUUGGAAAAAAUGCGCUUGUACUGGCCUGAGUUAGGCAGUAAACACGAGGAGCAGUGGGAUGAUUGCGCUCCUCCAGGCCCCGUUCGACAAUCUCGCGAGGCGCAAAAUGUUACACGACUAGAGGAUGUUCAAUCAGUAUACCAUCAGUAUAUAGAUGGCAUCAUGCCACCAACCUUGGUGACAGACGAAUGGCGGCAGAUGUUCUUGGAGGUUGUGGAGAGUGUUUGCGACGAGGCAGCAACUCAGGAUAAAGAAGACGAGCAUUUUCGCGUCCCUAUGUGCCAUGAACUAGGCCACUUCAUUAAAUAUGCCGACGGUGUCGAAGAUCCGGAUUUUCCCAACUCCGGUAUCUGUCCCUUCGAGCCAGCUUUUCCUAUUGGUGUCCCGGAAUAUGCAUUUCCAGAUCACCCAGCGGUGCUUGCACUACCUGCUCCCGAUGUUUCUGUCUCUCGGGAAUGGUUGAAAGAAUACCUACAAAGUUAUAUCCUCGACGAAAGUUUCAUCGAUGGCACUUUGGAUAGGGACCUAGAGGUCAAGGUUGGAUUUCAGACUGGCCUCGGCAGUCACCGAGAAUACGACACAUGGUAUAGUACCUAUCUCUAUUGCCGUCGAUCCGACGAUGAGAGUGACGAUGAAUCCCAUGACGAAACUCUCAAAGACUAG
Molecule: messenger RNA, 690 nt
Organism: Penicillium cinerascens
Lineage: Eukaryota; Fungi; Ascomycota; Eurotiomycetes; Eurotiales; Aspergillaceae
Exons: 1
Coding region: 1-690 (229 amino acids)
Source: RefSeq, a predicted model, not a curated record